AAGGUGAAAAUAUUAAACGUCAUCAGCGUGCUGCCAGUUGUAUUUUCGACCAGAAGGAGAAAUGGCUGCAAGGUUACUGCUCCGAUCGUCCAUUAGGGCCGCUACAACUUGCCGGGCCGCACCGGUCCCUAUUCUCACCCGCGGCAUGGCUGCUGGAGGCAUCCCCACCGACGAGGAGCAGGCCACUGGUCUGGAGAAGAUCGUUAUGAAGGCUGCCCAACAGGGCGCGGACCCCUACAGCAUGCUGAAACCCAAGGAGUAUGCUGGCUCCAAGGCUGACCCUCAUCUGGUGCCCUCCGUCACCACAAAGAGGAUUGUGGGCUGUGUCUGUGAGGAGGAUAACACAGCAGUGGUGUGGUUCUGGCUCCAUCAGGGCGAGGCUCAGCGCUGUCCCUCCUGUGGCUCCCACUACAAACUGAUGCCCCACGAGCUGCCACACUAAAAUAUAUAUAUACACCCUUUCUCUAUUAUAUACAUACACACCACCAAAAAAAAACACACCUAUUCCCUUACAUUCACUUUGAAAGAUUCCAGCUUCUUUAGAAUGGGGUGAAGUGGGGUUAGACAGUGAUGUCAGAAAUCACAAUGCUCUUUCAGGAAGUGUAUUUGCACUGGGAGUAGGGGUCUCUAAAUUAGAACGUUGUGCUCUGUGCACUUUCUGGAUUCCUUUUUAUGAUUUCUUUGCUGUCCAAUUCUUCUUUAUCUCAUCCUAGAGUCUACUUGAUGAUCUAACCUCAAUGUCGGUCUGUGCUUACAGUGCCAGUUAUUGUUUUAAAAGUACCAAAAGCCUAGGCUUUACGGUGUGGGACACAAUGUUAUUGUUCAAGCAAUUCUAUUCAAACAGCAGUUUUACGUUGACGUCUGUACUGUACAAUGUUACACUUGGUCCAGUUUACCCCUCUUAUCAAACCAAUAAACUCUUUAACUCCU
Molecule: messenger RNA, 930 nt
Organism: Oncorhynchus gorbuscha (pink salmon)
Lineage: Eukaryota; Metazoa; Chordata; Actinopteri; Salmoniformes; Salmonidae
Product: cytochrome c oxidase subunit 5B, mitochondrial
Exons: 4
Coding region: 62-442 (126 amino acids)
Biological process (GO): mitochondrial electron transport, cytochrome c to oxygen
Cellular component (GO): mitochondrial envelope
Source: RefSeq, a predicted model, not a curated record